This is a messenger RNA of Hermetia illucens (black soldier fly), 705 nucleotides long. It is a transcript of the gene mRpL17, whose product is annotated as 39S ribosomal protein L17, mitochondrial. Gene Ontology annotation, molecular function: structural constituent of ribosome. The transcript has 2 exons. NCBI's taxonomy places the organism in Eukaryota, Metazoa, Arthropoda, Insecta, Diptera, Stratiomyidae. Gene Ontology annotation, biological process: translation. The record is from RefSeq and is a predicted model, not a curated record. Gene Ontology annotation, cellular component: mitochondrial large ribosomal subunit; ribosome. The coding region runs from base 55 to 648 and encodes 197 amino acids.
AGAAAACCACAGCUGUUGCGAAACGUCAAAGAGCCAGAAGAGUGGGCCGCAAAAAUGAACCAGGCGGAUGUGUCAAAAUUGGUUUCUCAACUGCGAAUUGCAGUUAACGCUCGUCAUCGGAAUCUCAAAAAUCCAGCCGGGCCUGAGGGGCGGUUAUUGAAACUACGCAAAACAGUCACAGCUUUAAUCAAGCACGAGCGCAUUGAACUUAACUACAACAGAGCAGAUGAGGCACGAGGCUACGCCGAACGGCUAAUAUCUGACGCAAUACGCUAUGGAGACUGUCACAAAGCCACUAUGGAAACAGCCGAUUUUUGGCUCCUCGAAAAGCAGCUCGUUCAUAAAUUGUUCAAGGUGCUCGUUCCCCGCUUCGAAAACUACAACAUUUCGUACACGCGAAUGUUCCGAGCGCCCAAGGACUACCCCGGACCUUCGUUCGAGCGCUCAGUCCUCGAACUGAGGGGCAACCCGUACCCGCCCCUGUAUCCCGAUCAGUCACAGAAUCGCAAUUUAAUCCACAAUGUCCUGCUGGACGAGGCUCGAAAGGAGUUCCGUAAGGAGAAAAUAGCCGAGGUCGUUUCGAAAACUACCGCAAGCGAGAGUAUAGAGGAGCGGAAACCCGGACCCAACGGCAGUCCCACGUCGUAAAAUAUUUUGUACUUGAUAAUCUGUAAAAGUUAGGAUAUUAAAGAAAUUAACAAUUUA